Molecule: messenger RNA, 1464 nt
Organism: Branchiostoma floridae (Florida lancelet)
Lineage: Eukaryota; Metazoa; Chordata; Leptocardii; Amphioxiformes; Branchiostomatidae
Exons: 9
Coding region: 1-1464 (487 amino acids)
Source: RefSeq, a predicted model, not a curated record
AUGAAGGCGUCGGUACGGUGGACUGUGAGGCAAAACGACACGCAGGUGUUGAGUAUGGAGGUCCUGCCGGAUGACGUCAUCGCCGACAAGUUGCGGCUCGACCUGCCGCCGAACACCUUACCUGCCGGGCUGUUUAUGGUGCAGGUUACAGUGACCAUGGAAGUACCCGAGGUCGGACACACCAGCAUCGGUGUGGCGCAGACGUGGCUGGAGGUACUGCCGUUCCCCAUUGUGGCAUUUACCGGCUUUACCGGUACCACAAGAUCCCAAGCGGUGGGGCAUCUUCGUGUUACUGCCUUUCUGUCUCACGACUCUCGUUGUCAGGUCCCCAACGACCAGCUAAGCUACAACUGGACCUGUGAAGCAGUCAGUUAUCCGAACCCACCAGUUAUUACCAGCGGUGGAAUACCGGCCUGUGAAGCUCUUCUUGGACCCCUAGAGGCUGAUUCGGAUCCAGAUGGAGGAUUCUUGCACUUCGACAUGAACACUGUCCCUGUCCCACUGGGUUCGGUUGUCAAAGUGCGCGUGACCAUCGCCGCUGAGGGGCAUCAACCGGGACAUACAUACGUCGACGUACACACCACCGGAGACAUCAGCCUCGGAGGGUACAAUAUAGUAUGUUUACAAAACUGCAACCCCGGAGACCUACUCGCCCACGAGAUACUACAUCUCAUCAUACCACCGUAUGUUCCGGCCUCACCGAAUUCCGGUCUUAACUUGUGGACUCUAGUGGAGGCCCCAGCGGACUUUCCUGGCAUCGACUGGACAAACGACACCUUACUGGUCAAUGACGAUACCCUACAAGUUCGUCCCAACGUUUUUACAGUCCCCGGAUACUACACGAUCAGAGCUACCAACUACUUUGAUGUAAACUUCCCAAGGAUUGGAGAAUAUAGAUUUCUCGUGAUUAGGAAUCCGGUACCACUGAGGCUUCUCCAGGACAACUCCGCAGAAAUCCCACCAGACGUGUGCUCUGUCCGCCCUGCAGGAGGGGUAUCAUUGGUGGACAAGUUCUGCAUCGUCUGCGAAGACUUUUAUGAUGAGGUUGGCCCGCUGAAAAUGGAUGUGAAGUACAAGGUCGAACCGGGAGGCGUCGAAGCGGCAAAAGUCAGGUUUCCCGGAGAGAGGCAAGCUGCCCCCACCGACAUCGUUCUCAACGUGUUUUCUGGUUGGGUUUUCUACACGUAUAUGCUGAACAUCGCCCCAGGCAACAUCACAAUAGAGGUGGUGAUAUCCAGUGCCGACGGUCGUCACACUACCAUUCAACUAGAACGGUUUUUUAUCGCAAACCCUGCCAUAGAGGAUUUGAUCGCAUACACGGAAGAGUUCUUCGACAGUCAAGUAGGACCUUUCUACAAACUACUGUCCACGAGGUCUUCGGCGGAAACGUUCAGUGGUGCAGUGGCAGCUGCAAGUGUUAUAGUUAACCUGGCCAACAAUGGAGACGACAUUACUGAGAAAUAA